Cheilinus undulatus (humphead wrasse) is the source of this 2721-nucleotide messenger RNA. RefSeq names its product eosinophil peroxidase (gene epx). The coding region runs from base 1 to 2655 and encodes 884 amino acids. Gene Ontology annotation, biological process: response to oxidative stress. Gene Ontology annotation, molecular function: calcium ion binding; peroxidase activity; heme binding. The record is from RefSeq and is a predicted model, not a curated record. The transcript is spliced from 17 exons. Lineage: Eukaryota; Metazoa; Chordata; Actinopteri; Labriformes; Labridae.
AUGGAUGAAGCACCCAUGGUGUCCAUCCCUCUGCUCGGGCUGGCUCUGGUCCUCCUAAGCUUCCCUCAGCAUGCUUCCCUGGAUGCAGUUUUCCAGAAUACCUCAGGAGCGUUGUAUCCAGGCUCUGUGUUUGUAAAGGAGGCUCUGCAGAGAGCAAUCUGGCUGACUGAUGCUGCUUAUGCACGCACAAGUGAAAGGGUGAAGACGUCACUGUCUGAAGGAGCUCUGAGACCCAGUGACCUGCUGGCUAAGUUUAAACAGACUGAAGCCACAACGCAGACCCAGAUACGGGCUGCAGAACUGCUGGACAACACUGUGGAGCUGAUCAGAGAGAUGGUCUACACUCAUGCUAUGGAGCAGCCUGGCCCUCAUGAGCUUCUGAGUGAAGGAGAUGUUGAGAAUCUGCUGCAGGCGACCGGCUGCUUCACUGAGCUUCAAAGACCAAGCUGUAAAUCAGACUGUCUGUCAAAACGCUACAGAUCCAUCACAGGAGAGUGCAACAACAGACGUCAUCCCAGAUGGGGGGCAGCAAACAUCCCCUACUCCCGCUGGCUUCCUCCAGAGUAUGAGGACGCGUGGGGAAUGCCUCGAGGUUGGGAUCCAGAACAUACCUACAAUAAUGCCACUCUACCUCCAGUGCGGCUGGUGUCUCAGGAGGUGCUGUUCACUCACAAUGACAACAUCUCUCUGGACUCCACUCUGUCCCACCUGCUGGUGGAGUGGGGUCAGUGGAUAGACCAUGACAUGGUGCUGACGCCUCAGAGCCCGAGUACAGCUGCAUUCAGGACUGGAGCUGACUGCACACGCACCUGCAGCAGAGACACACCCUGCUUCCCCAUACAGAUCCCUUUGUCAGAUCCUCGCAAUGGCGUCCAGAGCUGUAUGCCUUUCUUCCGCUCGGCUCCCAGCUGUGUCUCUGGAGUCUUAUCCCACCGCCAACGAGAGCAGCUCAAUGCAAUCACCUCUUUUGUCGAUGCCAGCAUGGUCUAUGGCAGCUCCACCAGCCUGGCCUCGGCUCUGAGAAACCACUCCUCUCCUCUGGGCACGAUGGCUCUCAACCUCCAUCACUCAGACCACGGUUUGGCCUACAUGCCAUUCUUGCCUCGCCUGAAGGCUCACCUGGACCCAUGUGGCCCUCGCAACUUCACCACCUCAGAGGAGUGGGGCAGAUCUCUGCAUCAGGAGAACGUCACAUCCUGCUUUCAUGCUGGUGACUCAAGAGCCAAUGAGCAUCUGGGGAUGAUCGCCCUGCACACAAUGUUUCUGAGAGAGCACAACCGGCUGGUAAAAGAGCUGCACCAACUUAACCCUCACUGGAGCCCUGACACCCUUUACCAGGAGGCCCGCAAGAUAAUGGGAGCCAUUCACCAGAUCCUAACUUGGGAUCACUACCUCCCACGGGUCCUCGGUGAGAGCACCAUGUCUCGUCUGAUGCCUCCCUAUAAGGGUUACAAUCCUGAGGAGGAUCCAAGCAUUGCUAACUCGUUUGCAGCUGCUGCGUUUCGAUUUGCCCAUGUCACAGUGCAGCCCGUUGUAUCAAGGCUGGGGCCAGGAUACGCCACUGACUCCAACCAUACCCCAUUGCCUCUGCAUCACUCUCUAUUUGCCUCUUGGAGGGUUGUGCAGGAAGGUGGUAUAGAUCCUGUGCUGCGAGGCUUGCUGCUAUCUCCAGCCAAGCUGCAGACGCCAGGUCAGAUGAUGGUGGAAGAGCUGACAGAGAGGCUGUUUCAGGCACAGGGAGGGAUGCCCCUGGACCUCGGGGCCCUUAACCUUCAGAGGGGCCGUGAUCACGGCCUACCAGGAUACUGUUCAUGGAGAAAGUUCUGCAGCCUCUCUGUCCCAAACACCACAUCUGAACUGGCUGAAAUUUUGGGUAACUUCACUUUGGCUCACAAACUUCAGCUCCUGUAUGGGACGCCACACAACAUUGAUUUGUGGGUUGGGGCCAUCUCUGAGCCCGCCCUGCCUGGAGGUCGAAUCGGACCACUUCUGUCCUGCCUGCUGGUGAGACAAUUCAGAGCACUGAGAGAUGGGGACAGGUUUUGGUGGGAGAGGGAGGGAGUGUUCACCAGCACCCAGAGGAGACACCUCCGCACCAUCUCUCUGUCCCGCAUUAUUUGUGACAACAGCCACAUCACUCAUGUCCCAGCUGACCCGUUCUCACGGACAGAAAGACCAGAGGACAUGCUGGCUUGUUCACAUCCGCUCAUCCCCCACCUUAACCUCAGCCCAUGGAAAGAACCUGACACAGAUCCCAGCUGUGGUCCCAUUCCAAGGAUUCAGUCCGGCUAUUCUCUGCUCUGUGACUCAGCAAUUUUGUAUCAGUGUCUCUCUGGUUUCAAGUUGCUGGGAUCUUCCUCCGUCAAGUGUGAUCCAAACAGCCAGCAGUGGAGCCCCAAACCUCCCACAUGUCAAGAUAUUAAUGAAUGUGAAGAACAAAGUUCUCUCUGCCCACAAAACCUGGAGUGCAUCAACACACAAGGGUCCUUCAUUUGCUCAGAGCCCUCCUCACUGUCAGCUGUUUCUGUGGUCACUGCAGUGGUUGUAGUUGUUGGUACUGUGGCUGUGCUGCUGAUGAUCAUGUUCUGUUAUCGAAGAUAUUUCCCAAAGAAAGAAGAGUUCAUCAAUACAGCCUGUUGCCAGGGAAAAAGUUAGUUUGCUUAGGUUUUGUCAAAAUGUUUUGUAUUAUAUGAAAAUAUUUUACUGUCUUUAAUGUAUUUG